This is a messenger RNA of Gopherus flavomarginatus (Mexican gopher tortoise), 575 nucleotides long. RefSeq names its product transthyretin-like. Lineage: Eukaryota; Metazoa; Chordata; Testudines; Testudinidae. The transcript is spliced from 3 exons. Gene Ontology annotation, biological process: purine nucleobase metabolic process. Gene Ontology annotation, molecular function: thyroid hormone binding. The record is from RefSeq and is a predicted model, not a curated record. Bases 1 to 396 code for a protein of 131 amino acids.
AUGCAGGGCUCUCAUGACUCCAAGCACCCUCUUAUUGUGAAAAUUCUAGAUGCAGUCAGAGGAAGUCCAGCUUCCAGUGUACCAAUUAAAUUAUAUAAAAAGGCUGAUGAUGGGACCUGGCAGCUCUUAAAUUCAGGAAAAACCAAUGAAUAUGGUGAGAUCCAUGAGCUUACAACCGAGAAACAAUUUGUAACAGGGUUAUACAAGAUUGAGUUUGACACAGCCACUUACUGGAAGGGACUUGGCCUUAACCCAUUCCAUGAACAUGCUGAUGUGGUAUUCACUGCUAAUGAUUCUGGUCAUCGUCAUUAUACUAUUGCUGCUCUCAUCAGUCCCUUUUCCUACUCAACUACAGCUGCAGUUAGUGAACCAAAGGAAUUAGGAACUACACAUUAACCAUGCAAACUGUCCUAUAUUGGUCAAUUUAAGAUGUGUAGAUUGAUUUCCUAUAAUUAAUGAUUCUGCAAUAAUUAGUACUUAUUACUCACGUAAUAUUUUUCAUCUUCAAACACUAACUCAGGAGCAAACUGCUACAUAACAGAUUUUUAUUUAGUGAAUGUGUUAACUCUGGUAAA